This is a messenger RNA of Durusdinium trenchii, 699 nucleotides long. NCBI's taxonomy places the organism in Eukaryota, Dinophyceae, Suessiales, Symbiodiniaceae. The record is from the annotation of a GenBank genome assembly.
AUGAUCUGUCAGGCCGGGAAGUGGCCCUUUUGGUUGUCACCUCGACAGGUUCAAGUGGUGCCGGUGGGAACUCAAUUCAAUGACUACGCGCUGUGGGUGGAGCGGCAGCUGCAGAUCCAUGGCUUCCACGCGGAGGCGGAGACGAGUGGAAAGACGUUGAACAAGAAGGUGCGAGAAGCCCAGCUGGCUCAGUGGAACUACGUGGCGGUGGUGGGCGCGGAGGAGCAGAACGGCCUUUCCGUGAACUUGAGGUCCAGAGAAUCUGAAAAGCCCUUGGGUGUCUUCUCCAUGGUGGACUUCAUUGCCAAGCUGGAUUCAGAGGCGAUGCCCAGCUCACAACCCUUGCGGCAGUUCGAGGCCUUCCAGGGACGUCUCCCCGCUGCACUGAAGAAGACGACGCUUCCAGAGCCCAAAGAGCCCACGGCCAAAUCUCCUGCCAAGCCCACUUUCCAAAAGCAGGGCUCGCUGCAGUUGCGGAAAGCGGCCAACGAGAAGUUUGCCGCUUUGGCCGUCGAUGAGGAUGUUGAGGCGUUCUUGGAGAGCCAUCCAUAUGUGAAGGGCUUCGAGCCCAGCAGGGCCGACGCCGAGCUCUUCCAACAGCUCUCGGAGUCGGGCGCUCCCACGACACCGAACCUGAGGCGAUGGUAUGAUCACAUCGAGUCCUUCCCCAGCUCGGAGCGCUCUCAAUGGGUGUCCUGA